AUGCGAGACUUCAAUACAAACCACACACCCUUUCUUUUCAUCAGCAUUUUCUCCAUAUUUUCAUUCAAACUAAGCUCCUCUAUCCCAAACAACGACAUUUUCUGCCACGAAAUCGAAAAACAAUCACUUAUAAAGUUUAAACAAUCUUUGAAAGAUCCAAACGAUCUUUUUUCCUCAUGGGACAGUAAAGUCGAUUGCUGCAAAUGGAAAGGUGUAAUCUGCAGCAACUCAACCGGCCAUGUCGAACAACUCCAUCUCCAAAACAAUCCUUCACUUCAAGGCCAAAUCAAUCCAUCUCUGCUGAAUCUCAAACAUCUGAGAUUCCUCGAUCUCAGCCAAAACAACUUGACACAAACAAUCCCUUCCUUCCUCGGAUCGCUCAGAAAUCUCCACCAUCUCAACUUAUCCAACGCCGGAUUUCAUGGGAGCGUACCGCCUACCAUCGGAAACCUUUCCAAUUUGGAGACGUUGAGCAUGUCGGGGGACGGGAACAAACUGGCCUCGGACAACCUAGAAUGGUUGUCCGGGCUCAGGAAGCUGCAGCACGUCGACAUGAGCUUUGUCAACCUCAGCAGAUCCAGCUCCAACUGGUGGAAGAUAAUCAACACUCUCCCUUCUUUGCAAGAGCUGCAUUUCCAAAAUUGCAGCCUUGUGUUUGUAUCUCCUUUGAGCAAUGCUAGUACUAUGAAUAUAUCGUCUCUCACUUUGCUCGAUCUCUCUCACAACAAUUUCCACUCUCAGUCCAUCCCGCCAUGGAUUUUCCAGCUCACCAAGCUUGAGCAUCUUGACCUUAGCUUCACCAGCAUCAACGGCCCGAUUCCAACGGUUAACAGAGCCACCAAACUCCGAUACCUGGAUCUCUCGGAGAACCGUCUAAACUCCACAAUCCCAGAUUGGCUCUACUCCUGCAAAGAAUUGGAGUUUGCAUAUUUCAGCUAUAGCUUCAUGCUUGGCUACAUCUCCAGCGAUGUCGCUAAUCUAACAUCUCUCAAAACCCUCAGUUUUUUCGGAAACCAGCUCACCGGGAAAAUUCCCAGAGAGAUUUCCAACAUGUGCGGGUUAGAAUUUCUGUUCUUGACGUACAAUCAGCUGGAAGGAGACAUAUCCGAUUCAUUCGGAAAUAUGUCGGAUUGCUUCUUGAAUUCUAUCAAGCUCCUUUGCUUGCGAAGCAAUCAGCUCUACGGUCGCAUCCCAGACAGCUUCGGAGAUUUUAAGAAAAUCCAGUUCCUUCAUUUUGGCGGGAACUCGUUUUCUGGUCCGAUCCCGGGCAGCCUGGGGAAGCUGUCGUCUCUGCAGGAAUUCAGCCUCUACGGAAACAAUUUCUCAGGCAGCCUGCCCGAGAGCUACGGUCAGCUCUCAAGCUUGGAAGAGCUUUACAUCGAUGACUGCUUGCUGCAAGGGACCCUGACUGAGAAACACUUUUCGAAUCUGAAAAACUUGAGGAUUCUGUCAGCCUCGGCAAACUGCUUGCUUUUGAACGUGUCGCUGGAUUGGGUCCCGCCCUUCCACCUCACUGCUCUCAAGGUGGCGUCGUGGAGAUUCGUGGGCGCGGGAAUUCCAAGGUGGAUUGAAUCUCAGAGGAGUGUGUCGGAGCUUGAUUUAUCGGAUACCGGAAUCUCGGGUACUGUCCCAAGCUGGUUUUGGGAGAUUCCGUUUUUGAAUCUGACCAGAAACAAUCUCCGCGGUGAGAUUCCGAACCUAAGUCGAGCUCGGUAUUUAUACGUGAGCUCGAACAAGUUCAGUGGCUCGCUGCCCGGAGUUGGAGAUGCUUUGGUUGAGAUGGACUUGUCUAACAACUCGUUCUUGGGUUUCAUGACUCGGUUCGUGUGCAAUAGCUCGCAAACUCAUAAAGUUGAGAUCCUUCAUUUGGCGGGAAACCAACUGAUUGGAAAGUUGCCAGAUUGCUGGAAGGAAUGGGCGUCGCUCAAGUACUUGAAUCUAGGCGAUAACAAAUUAUCCGGAGUCAUCCCAAAUUCAAUAGGUUUUCUUGCAAAUCUGCAGUCUUUGAAUCUCUAUCGCAACAGUAUUUCGGGCCACAUACCUUCUUCGUUGCGUAACUGCAAACAGCUGCUGAAGAUUGAGCUUUCGGAGAAUCAUCUUGAUGGAAGCUUGCAGCCGUGGAUUGGAACUACCUUAGUCAAGUUGAGGAUUCUAAUUUUGAGAUCAAACAAGUUCAACGGUGAGAUUCCUUCUGAGAUAUGCCACCUAAUCUCUCUCCAAAUCUUGGAUCUCUCACAAAACAAGUUUUCUGGUGCAAUACCUAAUUGUGUUCAAAAUUUGACCGCAAUGGCUACCAAGAGAAGCUUGAAUCAAUAUGACUACUCUUCUUCAAGCUACAAUGGGGCAUCUUUCAUAGAUAGUGCAUUAGUUGCCACAAAAGGGAGUAUUUUGCAGUACGAUACAAUUCUGUCAUUGGUCACGAAUAUCGACCUUUCUAGCAACGAUUUGUGUGGAGAAAUCCCAAAUGGGGUGACAAGUUUAGUUGAACUGAGGUCAUUAAACUUGUCGAAAAACAGCUUGACCGGUUUGAUUCCUCGAAAUGUUGGAGAUAUGAAGGAGUUGGAGUCGCUCGAUCUAUCAAGGAACUUCUUAUCGGGUCAACUUCCGAGUAGCUUAUCUUUGGCGUAUGCUUUGAACCAUUUGAACUUGUCGUACAAUAACCUUACCGGAGGGAUACCAAAGGGCACCCAAAUUCAGAGCUUUGACGCGUCUAGCUUCGUUGGCAAUGAUCUUUGUGGUCCUCCGUUGACAAGUGGUUGCAACGGUGAUGAUGGAGAAGUCAUGACAGUGGCUAAGGAGGGGAAAGAUGGAGAUGGAUUGGAAGUAGAUUGGUUAUAUGUGUUUGUAUCUUGUGGUUAUGUGGUGGGGUUUUCAGUUGUUUGUGCUACGUUGUGGUUGAAUAAGUCGUGGAGGGAUGCAUAUUUUGCGUUUAUUUUUAAAGAAAAUGUGUAA
Messenger RNA from Salvia splendens (bonfire salvia), 2952 nucleotides. RefSeq names its product receptor-like protein EIX2. Gene Ontology annotation, molecular function: protein binding. The record is from RefSeq and is a predicted model, not a curated record. NCBI's taxonomy places the organism in Eukaryota, Viridiplantae, Streptophyta, Magnoliopsida, Lamiales, Lamiaceae. The transcript has a single exon. Bases 1 to 2952 code for a protein of 983 amino acids.